UUAUCAACAUUUCAUGUUAUUAUGGUACAUUUGUCACGAUUAAUGAACCAACAAUGAUGCAUUAUUAUUAACUGAACUCUAUUUCAUUCCAGUUUCACCAAUGUAUUAAGGUUCUCCGGAGAACUGGAACCACUAAGAUGCAUCUAUAUCCAGGUCUAGAGCACAUCUUUAUCCUUACUUACAGACUUAUAUAUAUAGAGAGAGAUAGAUAGGUGGCAAGCACUUGUCUGGACAGACCUUCCCACCCAGAGCGCACAGGGAGAGGGAAGGCCAGGCCCUUGCUCCCUGGAGGCCAGGAGAGGCCCCUGGAGCUGGUGCCAAGAGGCUGAGCGACCUUCAGCCAAAGCUCAGGUCACAGGAAUGUGAAAUCUGGCCUCUGGUGGCCGGAAGGGGAACCGCCUGCUCUCCCGGAGGAAUACAAAAUUGAAGCUGCGGUGGCUGUUGAAUACUUGAAUUUCUACAGGCACUGGUUUGUGGGCGAUCAGGAGGCAGCUUUUUCAAAGUGAAAGUAGAUGAUCCAGUCAUUUCCUUGACAACUAGAAUGGAGUGACUCACGGAGACUGGGACUCGGCCUUAACUUUGAUACAUCAACAAAUUAAUCCACUGUGGUUCAGUUGUUGCAUUUCCGUUUACACCAAAAAGUAGGUCCUGUCUGCAAAUGAACAGCCCUAAAUGUACCCACUGAGCGGAAUUUUUUCAUCUCUCUAUAUAAGGAACUACCAUAGAACUGUUCUAUGGCUACAUGGUUUGUAAUUAGAGCUUAAACGUUCCACCACAUCAAGUUUUAACGUUUGUAGGAUGCAUCCUGUAAGUUGUGUACAUUUUCCUAGACUGUAGGGCUGAUGUAGGAGUUGAUAGUUUACAGGGAAUUAAAGAUGUUCCAUAUAUUGCAUGAAAGAACAGCACAAUAAUGCAUGACUGGAAGACAGAGAAACCAACGAAGCAAAACAAGACAUAAAAAGAAAAACAAAAGAAGAGGACUAUCAGAAGGAUCUGGGAAACACAAUUUUCCUGUAAAAAUCAAAGAUCCUUUACCUACACAUUUUACAAGAAAUGUGCAGAAAGCCAUUGAUAAAUAUACCUGUGAGUCCGUGUCAUCGUUUUCAUCCAGUGGAAGCCCCACACCCACAGAAGCCCACAGCUCUUGGUCCGGGUCUGCGACGCAGAGUUCGACCUCGACCACAGGUUUAUCUACCGAAAGGAGCUCCAUUUGCUCAUGGAGAGAUGAAGAGUUUGACAAAGCCAGUGCACAGAAAGUACAGCAGUUAUUCUGGGAGAUCGAGGAAAUGUUAUUCGAAGGGAAAGUGAGCCCACAGACCCAGAACCUCAUGGCUGAAUGCAGCGAGUGGGUGAGACGAUCCAUCCAUCUGAGGUAGGGGGGUAAUUCGUAGUAAUUCACC
Molecule: messenger RNA, 1400 nt
Organism: Myotis brandtii (Brandt's bat)
Lineage: Eukaryota; Metazoa; Chordata; Mammalia; Chiroptera; Vespertilionidae
Product: protein FAM149A
Exons: 5
Coding region: 915-1376 (153 amino acids)
Source: RefSeq, a predicted model, not a curated record